Messenger RNA from Lynx canadensis (Canada lynx), 3621 nucleotides. It is a transcript of the gene RAB29, whose product is annotated as RAB29, member RAS oncogene family. Bases 1215 to 1859 code for a protein of 214 amino acids. Gene Ontology annotation, molecular function: GTP binding; GTPase activity. Gene Ontology annotation, biological process: vesicle-mediated transport. Gene Ontology annotation, cellular component: trans-Golgi network; vesicle; Golgi apparatus. The record is from RefSeq and is a predicted model, not a curated record. NCBI's taxonomy places the organism in Eukaryota, Metazoa, Chordata, Mammalia, Carnivora, Felidae. The transcript is spliced from 6 exons.
UCAUGACCUGAGCUGAAGUUGGACUCAACCAACUGAGCCACCCAGGCGCCCCCUGGGUAACAAACAUUUGGGGCUAAAUACCUCAUGAAUCAUGCCGAUGUUCUGUCCUCAAGGGUCAUAAGAGAUAGCCUGUCUAUCAAGAGGCUGCUUUGGAUUCUGUGUCACCAGGUCUCUCUGCCCCUCCCCCACUCAUGCUGUGUCUUUCUGUCUCUAAAAAUAAAUAAACGUUAAAAAAAAUUUUUUUUUAAAGAGACCUGCGCACAGCUGUGUUUCCCAGGGCUUGCUGUUUUCUCUUCUGUUUCUGGCAAAAGCCCAGAAAAAUAGAGCUAUUUUGCUUGCCAUGAAUCUCAGGUCCCUUUAACUCUUUAACUAAAGGUGGGGUAGGUCAUGAAAGCUAUAGGCCAAAAUUUUUAAAUCACGGGCAAAAGUGUAGUUUAAUGAUUAUUUAUGAGCAACGGCAGCAGCAAAUGGAGGAGGACUCCCAGUGGACUCCAGUUAGCUGCCAGUUCAAACGAUAAGAUUGGGAAUUGUGAAGUGAGAAUAAGGAACUGUCUCUUCGUUUUCUACCUUUACUGUUGUGGCCAGUUAUCAAAUAAUAAUAAUAACUGACAUUUAAUGGCAUAAGUUUUUCUAAGGGUCAGUCUCUUGAUCAAAUGUCCCCGAACUUGACUUAUCCUAGCCACAUGGCAAAUGAAAGAGCUAGCCUUCAUGUUCCUAAGAUACUGGAGAUUUGUGUGAUCAAAGAAACAGCAAAUGGACUUCGCUGGGAGCAUGAGGGAUGAGGCUGGAACUUCUAUUAGUUGAAUCAUUUAUGGAAUCUAUGGAACAAUUUUUAACCUUUGUUCCAUAAAACCUUUAAAGAUAAUGGGAAAUCUGGGGACGGAAUGAGGCAGGUGAGAUCGUGUGGAAUAAAUCGCCUCUGAAGGAUCUUUUCCAUUCCAGGCUUACUAUAAAGAUCCCAAACCACCGAAGAGGUUUGAAAGCCUUGAAACUUUGUGCAGCGUUUCAAAAAACAAAACAAAAAAAAGUGCAUAAACUACCUUUCCCAGGAGGCCUCGCGGGGCACUCUCCGCUCUCCUCUAGUUUCUCUUCGCCUCGAGAGCCGCUCCAGCGGGCGGUCUUCGGUUUGAGGGGGUCCGGAACCGAAGGAGUUAAAACAAGCGACUCCCCCCCACCCCACUGGCCGCCUCCCUCACCAGUCCAGCCCGCCAGCCAUGGGCGGACGCGAUCACCUGUUCAAAGUGCUGGUGGUGGGGGACGCCGCGGUGGGCAAGACGUCCCUGGUGCAGCGAUACUCCCAGGACAGCUUCAACAAACAUUACAAGUCCACGGUGGGAGGUAAAUCUUACUCGAUUCUACGUGUAUUUUCAGUGGAUUUUGCUCUGAAGGUUCUCCAGUGGUCUGACUCAGAGGUGGUGCGGCUCCAGCUGUGGGAUAUUGCAGGGCAGGAGCGCUUCACCUCCAUGACACGACUAUACUAUCGGGAUGCCUCCGCCUGUGUUAUUAUGUUUGAUGUCACCAACGCCACAACCUUCACCAACAGCCAGAGAUGGAAACAGGACUUGGACAGCAAGCUCACGCUGCCUAAUGGAGAGCCCGUGCCCUGCCUGCUCUUGGCCAACAAAUGUGAUCUGUCCCCCUGGGCAGUGAGCCGAGACCAAGUUGACCGGUUCAGUAAAGAGAAUGGUUUCACAGGUUGGACAGAAACAUCGGUCAAGGAGAACAAAAAUAUUAACGAGGCCAUGAGAGUCCUCAUUGAAAAGAUGAUGAGCAAUUCCAGAGAAGAUAUGUCUUUGUCCACCCAAGGGGACUACAUCAAUCUGCAGACCAAGCCCUCCUCCAGCUGGGCGUGCUGCUAGUAGUUUUUGGCUUGUUUCCCUCCCACUGUCAGGAGGUCUCUUCAUCCCUUUCCCUUGGUUGCCCACCCAGCAAUCUCAUGUGCAUUUGAACUGUCUCCUGCCAGCUGUCCUGGAAGGACCAUCAUGACUAAGGAAAGCCUGGGACUCAAAUGCAUCUCUGCAUCUCUCACAGGUGGGCUCCCACUCGCUGCUGGCUGCUGUGACUCAGUUGGCACCUUCUGUGUAAGAAAGCUCAUCUUAUCUCUCCAUUUGGGAUCCGGGAUUUUGUGGGAAGCGUUGGAAAUCGGCACCUGUGAUCAGAAUCCCCACCUGUUUUUCACGUUCAUUUUCCCAUUUGAUGUAUGUUGAUAUCUCAACCUGAUAGGACUUCAGAUUGCGAGGAAAACGAGAGCAAAGGGCAUUUCCCAAAUUCAUCGUAGGUUAUCGCUGUCAGAUUCUUCCUGUCUUGGACUUUGAAUUUGAACCUCUGAUUCCAAGAUGCACAGGAGUGCGGCUGGAUAUCCAUGGGUUUGGGGCUACAGGAGGUAACGCAAAAGUCACUGUAUUUUUGAAGCUUCUAAAGUCAUAACUGGCUUUCUCUUACCUUGGCUUCAAGAAUAGUCAAGCUUUUAAACUACUUAUUGUGUGUGGUGAGAGCAUUUCUUUCCCCCAAAGGAAUCAAUUGUCACGUUAGAGUUUUUCAGUAUCUCGCUACCAGCGGGGUGGGAGCGGGGUUAGCAGGUAUUCUGGGUUGGUGUCCUGACGUGUAACACUGCAAAUGACAUCAGUUGGCCGUGGUGCCCUGAAAUAGGUCUGUUCCGCACAGCUCGGGGAGUCUGAAUGGAAGAGGGAAAGGUUAAUAGAACAAAAUCCUGUGGGGCAACUUGCUUCUGAGCACUUUGGGUGCCUAGCACUUAACAGCCUUAAGAAACAAAUUUUAUGUACAGACCUUUGCCUGAGGGGACUGAGUAGAUAGACAGAAAAUCUUUAAGUAAUUUAAGUGCUAAAUCGGGUAGGGUUUUUAGUAUCAAAUCACUUCUAGACAGCUUAAUUUGUUAAAUUCUCACAGGAUGGUGAUUUAUAACUUACCCAAAGUUAUGAAUAUUCUUAAUGAACUCAGGCCUAGAAUUUUUUGAAAGACACUUAUUUAGAUAAGUAAGCAUCCUAAGUAAGCAACUCCCAAAUCUGACCAAUCAGAACCACUUGGGAAGUUUGUUUAAAAAAACAUUUUUUUUUAAAUAAGGUGUUUAUUUUAUGUUUUAAGAUUUCUCAAACCCACUGAAUCAAAAUUUCCUGGGGUGGAGCCUGGGAAUUUGUUGUUUUUCAAAGCUACCCGGAUAAUUUGACUAGCCUGGUUUGGAAAGCAUCACUGGGGAGUUUGGUAAAGAUGUACAGACCCAGGCAUUCCCUACAUAAAUGCCCCUGGGCUCCCCUGUGCUCUGUUAGCUCUCCAGGUGAUUCUAAUAUACACCGGACUUUGGAAACUACUGUCUUAAGAGAAUGAUCAGAGGCCAAAUAUCAGAAAGAGAAUGGGAGCCAGACUUUCAGUGGUUGGUUGGUUGGUUGGUUGGUUUUUAAUACCAAGUAUUAUCACUUGUGCAUAGUCUCUUAAGACCGUGAAGUUCUCUUUUGUAUUACCCUUUUAAAAUAAUAGGUUUUUAUUACAACGAUUCUGAAGGUAUUAGUGGAGUAACUAAUUCCCUUUAUGUGAAAAGAAAAUUGAUUAUUAUUUGCCGGUUUGAACCUCUGCAAAGUCACAAAUAAAGGUGAAAUAAGUCUUGUA